GCUCUGCGGGAGCGGCCGGCGGGGAUGGAGGCAGCAGCGGCGAGCGGGGGCUGCCAGGCAGCGCUGCCCCGUCCCUGUCCCCUCCUGUAGCGCACAGGGACCCCCCGGGCCCGGCCAGGACCCCCUGUCCCCGCAGAGCUCGUGUCCCCACAGCAAUGGGGAAGCAGAACAGCAAACUCCGGCCCGAGAUGCUCCAGGACCUGCGGGAAAACACCGAGUUCUCCGAGCUGGAGCUGCAGGGCUGGUACAAGGGCUUCCUGAAGGACUGUCCCUCGGGCAUGCUGGACGUGGAGGAGUUCAAGAAGAUCUACGCCAACUUCUUCCCCUACGGCGACGCCUCCAAGUUCGCCGAGCACGUUUUCCGCACCUUCGACACCAACGGCGACGGCACCAUCGACUUCAGGGAGUUCAUCAUCGCCCUGAGCGUCACCUCCCGCGGCAGGCUCGAGCAGAAGCUCAUGUGGGCCUUCAGCAUGUACGACCUGGACGGCAACGGCUACAUCAGCCGCGAGGAGAUGCUGGAGAUCGUGCAGGCCAUCUACAAAAUGGUCUCCUCUGUCAUGAACAUGCCCGAAGACGAAUCCACCCCGGAGAAAAGGACGGACAAAAUCUUCCGACAGAUGGACACUAAUAACGACGGGAAGCUCUCUCUGGAGGAGUUCAUCAGAGGGGCCAAGAGCGACCCGUCCAUCGUGCGCCUGCUGCAGUGUGACCCCAGCGGGGCCAUGCAGUUCUGAGCCCCGCGGACCCCCAGAGCCCCCCUGGACCCCCACCCUGCAGCUGUCACUGUCCCUUGCCCAGCUCCUGCAGUCCCCGCUGUGCCCCCACAGCCCCUCGUGGGAUGAGAGCUGGAGCCCGGCUGAUAUUGGGGUGAGGGGGGCCCGGGGGACAGUCCCCAUCCCUGGGGGGCUCCUGCACUGGUGGGAGGGUGAGGCAGGGUCUGCCCUGAGUGAGGACAGACCCCCAGCACCGGGUUUGGAGCAGGGGGGACAGGCUGGUGGCCAAGCCACUGCUCAGGUGUGGGGACACAGCCCAGGGGACAAAGCCCCCGUGGCUGGGGGUCCCCAGCACCCAGCCCCACGUGGAGACACCGCCACAGCAGCCCCUUCCCCGGGGGGGGUCCGUGCUGCUGGGCUUUAAUACCUGCAGAAUAAAGUUUGUGUCAGUGCAGUCCGUGCUGGGAAAGGGGCAGGAAGCCCUGGGGAAGUUCCUCCCUGCAGGGUCUGGAUCCAGGCCGCUUCCAUCCCUCGCUGCACCCCAGGGAUGGGCUCGUGCUCCAGGGGAUGUG
This is a messenger RNA of Passer montanus (Eurasian tree sparrow), 1288 nucleotides long. It is a transcript of the gene HPCA, whose product is annotated as hippocalcin. The coding region runs from base 156 to 737 and encodes 193 amino acids. Gene Ontology annotation, molecular function: calcium ion binding. The record is from RefSeq and is a predicted model, not a curated record. The transcript has 3 exons. NCBI's taxonomy places the organism in Eukaryota, Metazoa, Chordata, Aves, Passeriformes, Passeridae.